UCAAGGAGGGAUCACCCUCCUGGACCCUCCACCCGGUCUUGACAGUUUAGUGUGGUGCGCGGAAUGCGGGGGAAAACGUGCCCCUAAUUGCAGUUUUUCUUCAUCCUUGCACCUAUUAAAUUUUGUGAGCUACGCCUUUUCUUUUCGGUCACCAGAAAAUUGACUAACCAUCAAAAUGUUAAACACGGUAAUCAACAAACUACGGUUUCUUUACAAACCUUAUGCCUUGGCCGUGGUGUCCAUCGGAUAUGUCCUCGGUGAACUUGGGCAUUACAUGAUCGGCGUUACGAGCAAGGCGACAGCAAUAGACUUGCAUUAUGGGGAUAUUUCUUGCCAGCUGAAUUCCACUGUAUAUGCUCUAAUAGAUUUACCAGUGCAAUGUGAAAGUGCUAAUAAUUCAGAAUAUUGCCUAUCUCUGGAAUUAAACGGAACAAAUUACUGCGAGUGGAAUUAUAAUGGACUUGGCAUAGAUUAUCAGAUUUUGGCAGGUCCUAGCUUCAUCGCAGUGUACACUGUUGUUGGUGUCAUCUUGGGCGUAGCUGCUGAUAGAUACAACAGGGUAAAGAUGCUAGGAGUGUGCACCCUUAUCUUCAGCAUAGCCAUCAUCUUAAUGGGUGCCGUCAAGGAAUACUGGCAACUCGUUCUCCUUCGAAUGGUAUUGGCAGCAGGGGAGGCGGGAUGUAAUCCCUUGGCUACCGGACUCUUAUCCGAUUGGUUCGCCGAAGAACAACGAGGCCUGGUAAUGUCAAUUUUCAAUUGGGGAAUUUACGGAGGAUACGGCAUUGCUUUCCCCAUCGGGCGAUACGUACCGCAAAUAAACGCAUGGGACUUGGGGUGGAGAGUAUGUUAUUACGGGGCUGGUAUCGUGGGGCUUAUCAUUGCCAUCCUUACCGGCUUCACGUUACGUGAACCGAAAAGAAUAGUAAUCGGCGAGGAAAACAGUAAAGACGGGAAAAAGGAUCCAAUGUGGAAGGUCAUUCUUCAGCCUCGAAUUAUUCUUCUGUGUCUAGCAGCCAGCAUAAGGCAUUGCGGAGGCAUGUGCUUCGCUUAUAACUGCGAUCUCUACUACAGGGACUAUUUCCCAGACUACGAUCUCGGAUGGUGGUUGUUCGCUGUAACGAUCGUUGUCGGCAGUAUCGGUGUCGUUGUCGGAGGAGUGAUAAGUGAUAAGUUUGUAGCCAAAAUGGGGAUCAGAUCACGAGUGGCUGUCUUGGUAGUAAGCCAGCUGAUUGCGACCCCCUUCGCUUUUGGCUCCGUAUAUUUUGGACCGCUGUGGGCCAUGAUUACUCUUGGGAUCUCUUACUUUUUCGCCGAGAUGUGGUUUGGAAUAGUGUUUGCUAUUCUGGUAGAAAUCGUCCCCUUGAGUAUGAGAUCAACGACUGUUGGAGUUUUCCUGUUCGUAAUGAACAACAUUGGGGGAAACCUACCAAUUUUAGUGGAACCUACCAGGAAAGUCAUUGGAUUCCGAGAAUCUCUGUACAUUUAUUAUGCCGGAUUUUACGGUAUCAGUUCCUUCAUGUUCUUGUUUACUAUGCUACUGAUGGGAGGUCCUGGGAAGGAAACUAAAACUGUUGAAGAUGCUGGACACGAUAACACCACCUUCACGUACGAUGACGGACGAUUUCCGACGUUAGAAUUACCUAGAUUACCUGCCAAACCACCAACGUAUGAUGACGACUCUAGAUUAUAAUGAUUGAGUCUAAAAGCUGACAAGGAAAUUUCAAAAGGAGCGAGCUUACUGAUCAGAGGACGACUUAAUGGUACUAGUAAUGAAGUCAACAUUUUGGUGAUUACGGAAGGAUUAGUGCCGAAGUCUUGAUAAUGAAACUAAAGUUGUAAUAGUACAAAGUCUGUAAGCCCACUGUAAUGACAAUUAACGGACCUCAUAGAACAUCCAUGACGGAAAGUACAAGAUAUUUCUAGGAGAGAAAAGAGAUACAUACCUGUACCAAUAAGUAAAAAAACGAUACUUUCAAGAACCGCCUAUUCAAAUACUCAGUUUAUAGAAAGGAUAUGAUAUCCAAUUUGUGAACGGGGCAAUGCUGACCCGUACUUCUUCAACACGUAUAAUUACGCUAAAUAUUCGCGACACUACAUAAUUGCGAAAUCAAAUAAUGAAGUUACUUAUCAAGUAACGUAAGUUAUCCACGCCGAAAAAUUCUCCAGAUUCACUUACAAAAAGAUUAAAUCCUUUUGUUCGCAAGACCGAAACAUUAACGGUAAAAUUUGAGUAUUGGAUUAAAACGAAUAAAUAAUGUUUAUUCGUAAGUUGUAUGCCGCAGCCGACGACGAAUAUUGUAUUGUGUUCCAUUUAAGUUACGGUUUCCUUGAAUAUAUAACGAUUACUCUGUUUUUAACGGAAAACUAUUGUGUAAUUUAUUCAAUAUAUUAUUCAUUGGAUCACUCAAAAGGGAAGGAGUCAAGGACGAAGAUAUGUAGAGACCCACGAGCUUAAGAGAAAAUGAAUAAAUAUAUUCUGCUGGAAAAUGAUUAAAUUAUCCAGCCAUAGUAAACACUUGACAAAGAUAUAAGUUUUCAAAAUAAAAUUGUAUAGACAUCGA
Orussus abietinus is the source of this 2561-nucleotide messenger RNA. RefSeq names its product putative metabolite transport protein HI_1104. Gene Ontology annotation, molecular function: transmembrane transporter activity. Lineage: Eukaryota; Metazoa; Arthropoda; Insecta; Hymenoptera; Orussidae. The transcript has 10 exons. Gene Ontology annotation, cellular component: membrane. Gene Ontology annotation, biological process: transmembrane transport. The record is from RefSeq and is a predicted model, not a curated record. The coding region runs from base 176 to 1690 and encodes 504 amino acids.